CUGAAUUUCGCGGGAUCGAGUUUGGCGCUAAAAAGACUCUUCUUCUGUUGUAUGGAGAGUGCUGCUCUGCGCUGUACGGACAGUUGGCUUGGAUUGGUUCCGAUUCCGUUUCAGAGGCAGACUCGCUAACCUGGAUCCGAACUCAUAGAACCCUGACAACAUUUGUUUCCCUUUUUACUGUUGGAUAUUUAAAUGUGUUUGUUUAUUUAGGGAGCCGCUUUUAGUGACUGGUAAGGGAAGGUUUCUUUAAACUAUUCUGCAGAACAAAGGAUCAUAACAUUGAGUGUAAUAUAAAUAUCCUAAUAAUAUAAAAAAGCACGCUUAUUCUGCAUGUUUACUUUUCAUAUUGAUCAUAUUGCAGGUUAAUUGCAUUGUUGUUCUGCAUUUCAUUUCUGUGCUCGGCUCACGACAAGCUUCUCCCUCCGCUGCACCAAUCCGGUUAAAUUUAGUUUACUCAGGAAAAUGAUGCGGAUGCCCAGAGGCGUCUCUCCCGCACCGGCCCGGCCGUCCGCGGGGCUCCCCUGCGCCCAGCAGAAGAUGAAGGUUUUGUCCGGCGGCGGAGGGAAGACCGAGCUGUUCUGCAGCGGACUGUCCAGCCCGCCGAUGAGCUCGGUACCGGUCGGAUACUUCACCCAGAUCGGCAACACGACAGCGGCCGAACAAAGAGCCAACAGUCUGUACUCGACCCCCCACGGACCGGACGCGAAGCCCAUCAGAUCAUCCUCCGGGCGCCUGCCGGCGAAAAGGAAGCUGGACCUGGAGGACCCUCUUUACCUGCCAGAGUUUCGCACACCUAAAAGGAAGUGCAGCGUCGCAGCAGGACUACCAAGCCCACGAACGCCAAAGUCUCCAGGCGAGCGGACGCGGUACGACACUUCGUUGGGCCUGCUGACAAAGAAGUUUGUGGGACUGAUCGCAGAAUCUGCUGAUGGAGUUCUGGACCUUAACUGGGCCACUGAAGUUCUGGAGGUCCAGAAGAGGCGGAUUUAUGACAUCACCAACGUCCUGGAAGGUGUGCAGCUCAUCCGAAAGAAGUCCAAAAACAACAUCCAGUGGCUAUGGGGAAAUGUUUUUGAAGGCGGUGUUGCUGGAGGAGAAAAGGCCUUUGCUCUGAGGAGAGAGCUGGGGGACCUGGAGAGAGCGGAGCGAUCUCUGGAUGACCUGAUUCAGUCCAGCACCACUCAGCUCAAACAGGUCACAGAGUUCAAAGACAGCCAAAGUCUGGGAUACGUGACGUACCAGGACAUCCGCUCCAUCGACAGCCUCCGAGAUCAGACGGUGAUCGCAGUCAAAGCUCCGGCUGAGACCAAGUUGGAGGUGCCAGACACUGCAGGGCAGGGCUCAUUACAGAUCUAUUUAAAGAGUAGGAAUGGGCCUAUAGAGGUGUACCUGUGUCCUGAGGAAGGGCUUGAAGAUGCCAGCCCUGUUAAGAGCACAGUCACCCCUAAAAAGGAAGACCUGAAGAAACCGGUGACGACCACCGGAGCGCCACAGACCCAGGCUGUCAAAGACGAGCCUGUUGAAGUGAGCUUAUCCACUUCAUCUCCAGCUUCAGUUUCAGCCCCCUCCUCAGCCGCUACCUCUGCUCCCUCUCUUCUCGACGUGGAGGGGCUACUGGGUUUGCCUCCCAGUCUGCUCCAGAUCACAGAGGACCAGCUGCCCGGCGCCUCCUUCACUACAGAUCCCAGCACUCCCUUCGUCAGCUUCUCUCCACCUUUAGACCACAGCGACUACCUCUGGAGCCUGGAGGAUAGUGAAGGGGUGUCGGAUUUCUUUGACCCCUAUGAUCUUGGAGAUUUACUGAAGAGCUGAGGGAGAUGGGGCAAUGAUUUAA
Messenger RNA from Xiphophorus hellerii (green swordtail), 1834 nucleotides. It is a transcript of the gene e2f2, whose product is annotated as E2F transcription factor 2. Gene Ontology annotation, cellular component: RNA polymerase II transcription regulator complex. Gene Ontology annotation, biological process: regulation of transcription by RNA polymerase II. The record is from RefSeq and is a predicted model, not a curated record. Bases 463 to 1812 code for a protein of 449 amino acids. NCBI's taxonomy places the organism in Eukaryota, Metazoa, Chordata, Actinopteri, Cyprinodontiformes, Poeciliidae. Gene Ontology annotation, molecular function: DNA-binding transcription factor activity, RNA polymerase II-specific; RNA polymerase II cis-regulatory region sequence-specific DNA binding; protein dimerization activity. The transcript is spliced from 7 exons.